UUUAAAAGGGAAGUCUUGACCCUGCCCUGCCAGCGGCUGUUCGGCAGAAGGCUAAAUCGGUUUCUGAAAAUCUUGAAGCAUAAUGCCGAGUGAAUCUCUGGUGGUUUGUGAUGUUGCUGAAGACCUGGUGGAGAAACUGAGAAAAUUCCGGUUUCGUAAAGAAACCAACAAUGCUGCCAUUAUAAUGAAAAUCGACAAGGAUAAGCAGUUGGUGGUACUGGAUGAGGAGCAUGAGGGUAUUUCUCCCGAUGAGCUAAAAGAUGAGCUGCCUGAGAGACAACCUCGAUUUAUUGUGUAUAGUUACAAGUAUCAGCAUGAUGAUGGAAGAGUUUCUUAUCCAUUGUGCUUUAUCUUCUCCAGUCCAGUUGGAUGUAAGCCUGAACAGCAGAUGAUGUAUGCUGGAAGCAAGAAUAAGCUUGUACAGACAGCUGAACUCACUAAGGUAUUUGAAAUAAGAAAUACAGAAGACCUAACUGAAGAAUGGCUGCGUGAGAAACUGGGCUUCUUCCAUUAAGAAAACCUCUGUAAUAAGUAUUUAUGUACCAUCCUGAUAAUACUGGAACCAGACAUGAAUACUUACAUCUAAAAAAUGCACUGUAUUUACAUCUGUCUCCUGCAGUAUAUCUUUUGUGCAAAGUUUGUGCAAAGAAUAGCAGGUCUGUCUCCUUGAAGUAACAAAUCUUUGCAGGUGUUUCCUUAUUUGUACCUGUUAAAAGGGAAUAUUCCUCUGCAGGGACUCCUUUUGCACUCUUGUGACUAAUAUUUCUAUAACUAAAAUAGUUCAGUUUUGGAUUUAUAACUAUCUACAAACAUAAUUUGGAAGCUGACGCUAACUUUUUCUGAGCUACAAAUGCAUCUUUAUGACAUAUACUAGCCAUUUAUAUGCAGAAAUUGUGUACUGUCACUUACUUCUCAGACUUUUUGACAUAAUGUCUUCUCAAUUUUGAAAACUACUCCCUGGAAGCAUUUAGUAUUCAAAAGACAAAAUCCUCGUACAGCAAAUCCAUCCAUUUAUCUUUCCAUCGAGUCCAUGUGAACUUUCUUAAAUUCUUGGAACUAAUUCUUGUCAUUCCAGUAAUUCCUCAGUUGACUGAGUCAAUCUUACUAAAUUUCAGGGCAAAGCUUUGACUGUCCAGUUCUUAUGCUAAUAUAGUCUUACAGGAACUAGGUGAUAACUAAGGGCUGAAUUACAACUCUGGUUACUCUUGUACCAGAUGUCUUGCAUAUAUAACUAACUACACUGUUAAGAAGUUUACCUCUGCUCGUUUCCUGUUAUACAAACACCUGUUAAUACUGUGUGCCUUUAAUUUGUUAGCUUUAAAAUGACUUGAGAAUUUUACACUGCCACUUAUUACAAAUUUGGUAAAAACUUUGUUAAAGAAUCCAAGUAACAUUUUUUCCUAGUGCCUAGUGUUGCAGUUGACAUCUGUAAAGAAAAAAAAGCUAACCUCAUUAUCUUUGAAAUUCCAGUCAUCUACUCCAUUUGUAGGAGUCAGGAGGUUAAAGAUUUUCAUGAUAAUGAAUGAUUUAUAUCUCUUUUGUUAUGAAAGUUGGCCACACAUAGCUUUUGAGUACUUUAAUUACAGUCUCUACCUUUAACUGCUUGUUGGUCAAAAUUACAUUCCAGAUAAAGCUUUUGCAUAAGUGAUAAUUUGAUUUUCAUUUACUUACGGUUCAUCUCUUUGAAACAGCAGAUAUUCUAAUGUGAAAAUAGUAUUUAACUUUUAUAAAUGACCAGUCUUUUUACAGGUCUGUUUUAUAUUCAAUAGAGUAGUUGUCUGAUAUGGGACAUGUUCAGCCCAUGCAGUGGCAAAAGGAGUACUCAUGUGACAGUAUCUCACUAUCUUGCUCAUGAGUGUUUGUUGUGCUACUGAAGAAGUAUCUGCGUAAGAGCAGCUUCCUGUUGAUAAUGUACCUUAAAAUACAGCUGCCCUAACAAAUCUGUUUGGUGAGAAGGAAUGCAGUGUUAAAUUUGGAGGCCAGUAUUUCAUGCUGUGAAACCUUUGCUGAAAGAAGGUUUAUUUUUCAUUUGUAAACAUAUGUUGUGUUAGUGUUAAAACACUAAUUCCUCUAAGAUCACAAGGAAUUCAUUUGCAAAGGUCCUCAGUGUUCGUAAAUCUCUUCUUAGUUUGAUGUUACUGCUCAUUUAUUUGUAUACAAAUCUGACUCGAGAGGAGCUUUUCAAAAUACAUGUUAGAAUGAUCCAAUUAAAUUGAUCUUUCAGUGUGGAAAAGAAAUGCUUGUAAAUUAAAAUUAAAUUUCUGUGUUAAUGUAGUGAACUGGAAAAACAAUUUCAUUUCCCUGGACAAAAAAAUGUUGAUUAUGAAACUGUUGCUUGAUCAUUCUGUACUACAGAUCAAUAAAAACAAUGUCUGUUGUGA
Haliaeetus leucocephalus (bald eagle) is the source of this 2381-nucleotide messenger RNA. It is a transcript of the gene GMFB, whose product is annotated as glia maturation factor, beta. Gene Ontology annotation, molecular function: Arp2/3 complex binding; actin binding. Lineage: Eukaryota; Metazoa; Chordata; Aves; Accipitriformes; Accipitridae. Bases 83 to 514 code for a protein of 143 amino acids. Gene Ontology annotation, cellular component: actin cortical patch. The transcript is spliced from 7 exons. The record is from RefSeq and is a predicted model, not a curated record. Gene Ontology annotation, biological process: negative regulation of Arp2/3 complex-mediated actin nucleation; actin filament debranching.